Kluyveromyces marxianus DMKU3-1042 is the source of this 1341-nucleotide messenger RNA. It is a transcript of the gene BCS1, whose product is annotated as bifunctional AAA family ATPase chaperone/translocase BCS1. The record is from RefSeq and is a predicted model, not a curated record. Gene Ontology annotation, cellular component: mitochondrial inner membrane. Bases 1 to 1341 code for a protein of 446 amino acids. Gene Ontology annotation, biological process: mitochondrial respiratory chain complex III assembly; protein insertion into mitochondrial inner membrane from matrix. Gene Ontology annotation, molecular function: ATP binding; ATP hydrolysis activity. The transcript has a single exon. Lineage: Eukaryota; Fungi; Ascomycota; Saccharomycetes; Saccharomycetales; Saccharomycetaceae.
AUGGCAACCAAUGCAGGAAGUGGACUACCACCAAUAGACUUUGAAAAAAUAAAGAAAGAUUCAGAUGGCUCUGUUUCGUCAAUGGCUAAAGGGUUGUUCAACCAGUUUAUAGAAGGCAAUCCGUACUUUGCCGCUGGUGGUGGAUUGAUGAUCUUAGGUACAUCUCUAGCUUUGUUGAGAAAAGGUAUCAUAUCAACAAGUAGGUUAGCGUAUCGUCAAUUAAUAGUGGAUCUUGAAAUUCCAAGCAAAGACAAAUCAUAUUUGUGGUUUCUUCAAUGGAUGUCGAAGUACCCACAGAGGUCUUCAAGACAUCUCUCUGUAGAGACUAACUUUCUACAGCAUAAUAACGGAUCUGUGAGUACUCAAAUGAACUUUGUACCAGGUGUCGGUAACCAUUUAAUUAGAUACAAAGGUGCAUUCAUGCUCAUCACUAGAGAAAGAUCAGGCCAAAUUGCAAAUUUCUCUAAUGGUACACCAUUUGAAACUGUGAAGUUGACUACUCUCUAUAGGGAUAGGCAUUUAUUUCAGGAGCUAUUGAUGGAGGCCAAAGAACUUGCUGUAAAAGCUCAAACGGGUAAGACAGUGAUAUAUACUUCGUGGGCUAACGAAUGGAGACCAUUCGGGCAACCAAAGGCAAAGAGAAACUUGAAAAGUGUUAUUCUUGAUAAAGGUUUGAAAGAAGGCAUAUUGAGGGAUGUGAAAGACUUUUUGCAAAAUGGGAAAUGGUACUACGACCGGGGUAUCCCAUACAGAAGAGGUUACUUACUGUAUGGUCCUCCAGGGAGCGGAAAGACUUCUUUUAUCCAAGCUUUAGCUGGUGAAUUAGAUUACAAUAUCUGUAUCAUGAAUCUUGCAGAUCCUAAUCUCACAGACGACAGACUAAAUUACCUAAUGAACAAUUUACCAGAAAGAAGCAUAAUGCUUUUAGAAGAUAUAGACGCGGCAUUUGUUAAAAGAAACAAGAACGAGGAGGGUUAUGUGAAUGGUGUCACAUUUAGUGGUCUAUUAAAUGCACUAGACGGUGUAGCUUCAAGUGAAGAAAUCAUCACCUUUAUGACUACAAACCACCCUGAAAAGCUUGAUCCGGCAGUAAUGAGACCCGGAAGAAUCGACUACAAAGCUUUCGUAGGGAAUGCAACAGAAUAUCAAAUUAGACAAAUGUUUUUGAGAUUCUAUCCGGAAGAAACUGAAUUGUGUGAACAAUUUGUCCAAAAAGCCAUUCAACUGGAUAUUCCAAUAUCCACAGCCCAAUUACAAGGUCUAUUUGUGUUUAAUAAAUCUGACCCAAAAAAUGCAGUACUGAUGGUGGAAUCAUUGCGUUACCCAAAUCACGUCUUUUGA